AUGCUCAUUGAUUUAUUUAAUGCGAAUUUUUCGAAAAUAGUGCUUUCUUUUUCUAUUUGUCCGUUUUAUAUUAAAUAUUUAUCAAUUAUAAUAUUAAUCAUGUCAAAGAAAAGAGUUCCGCAGACAUGUCGAAAAAAAAUGAUUGUUGUUGAUGGAAUUGAAAUCAUGAUUCCCAAUGAUAAAUUAGACGAAGUGGUCAGCAUCUUCAAGAGCGGCGUACAUAUAGACGACUUAGAAGGUUGGCAGACCGAGGCUGCUCACGAGGAAGAAAACUUCGAAAAAUUCAUCACGGAGGCGAGGGAGUUUUCAAACAUGAGCCCACCAGACAUUGAUCAAUUUGAAAUAAAAGCGCGGGGAGCUGCUUCGAUCUGCGUGGUGGAGUUCUUUUUGAAGCACUUUGGAAUUCUUAUCAAAUCGAACAAAGCAAAGAGCAGUUUGAUGGAGGUCAUUUGUUUCGGACUGAGCAGCAAGCAGGCGGUUCAGGUUAUAGAUAUCUGGAUGAAAGCAGAAAAGUCGGAUCCGAAUUACUAUGAGAAUUACUAUGACUCAUGUAUGACGAAGGAAGGCAGAGAAGCGACACUGGAUUCAAUCAACGAGAUGGCCGCCAUCUUUGACAAAGCAGAUUUAGUUCUCAUUGAAGCCGAGCUGAAGAUCAUGACAUCGGUGACACUCCGCGAUGUCAAGAAAGACACGCGAAAGAUCGGAAACUAUUCAUAUGACUACUCGCGUAUUGCCUUUUCUUCUUCUCUGUAAUAAAUUAUUCUCUGU
Messenger RNA from Caenorhabditis elegans, 768 nucleotides. RefSeq names its product BTB domain-containing protein. Bases 1 to 753 code for a protein of 250 amino acids. The transcript has 4 exons. The record is from RefSeq and is marked reviewed. Lineage: Eukaryota; Metazoa; Nematoda; Chromadorea; Rhabditida; Rhabditidae.